CCUCCAAGUGAGAUACAGGUGGAGGAGGGUCGUCGUGGAAACCGUUUGAGUAACUGAGAAGGUGGAUAAUCGGCCGGCAGUUGCUAUGAGCGACGAGAUGAAGAAGGAGGAGGAGGAAAACGGAGGUGCUGCCCUCUUCUCCCCUCAGUUAAAGGCCAUGAUCCGUAUACGGAACAAAUACUUAAAGAGGAGGCGCAUGGACAUUGGCUCCGGACAUAAAGCUUCAGUGGUGAGACUGGGUGCUCAACACCCUCCCGGUCCAGAAAUCUUCACCUUCGACAAGGAGAACAGCCACGGAAGCCCCCACAGGCGGAAAAAGAAGAGGAGGUCCCGCGUGCUGUUUCCAAACGACAGCCGGAAGUUUAUGCCGAAGAAUAGAGAGUAUAGUCGCGCUAAACCGUUCCUGGCUCUCUUCAGCAUCAUCGUCUUCCUCCAGGUGUAUAACGCCAUAGAAAACCUAGAUGACCAUGUACUGAAGUAUGACCUGGAUGGUUUGGAGAGAACGUUGUCCAGGGAAGUCUAUGGCCAGCAGGCGGCGCUAGAGGAGCUUAUGGGGCACCUGAGGGACUACCUGUCCACCUAUGUCCACCAACAGCCACUGCUCCUAUCCAUACACGGGCCCAGCGGGGUGGGAAAGAGUCACCUGGGGCACGUGUUGGCGCGCCAUUUCCGCUCGGUGGUCGGCGAGGGUUUGGUGGUGCAGUAUUUCAGCCUGCACAGCUGCCCUCUGGAGGGAGACCCAGAGAACUGCGCGUCCGAACUAGCCUCGCGUAUAACCGAGGUGGUGAAGGUUGCAGAGGAAGAAGAGAGAAUUCCGAUCUUCAUCCUCGAUGAGGUGGAGGCCAUGAGGACACCAUCGUUGGAAGUUCUGAGGACGCUGAUCCAACCAGAACAGGACAACGAGUUCCAGAACGCUGUCUAUGUUCUUCUGAGCAACCUGGGGCAGAAAGAGGUCAUCGCCCACAUUCUGCAGAACUUCACGGCCGCCGGGGCCGCCCGACUGCUCAGGCCGAUUCUGACCCAACACCACGCGCUGUGGUCGGACGGCAAGGUGGAGGUUCUCGCCCUCUCGCUGCUGGAGCAGAAGCAUGUGAUUCAGUGCUUUCUAGAGGAGAUGACCCGUGAAGGGUUCUACCCGGACCAGUCCCACGUGGAGAGAUUGGCAGGCGAGAUUUCAUACUACUCUGUUGCAGGCAGACAAUAUUCCCAAAGUGGCUGCAAACAGGUGGUGGCCAAGGUGAACAUGUUGUAAG
Messenger RNA from Chanos chanos (milkfish), 1253 nucleotides. RefSeq names its product torsin family 4, member Ab (gene tor4ab). The transcript is spliced from 3 exons. Gene Ontology annotation, molecular function: ATP hydrolysis activity; ATP binding. Gene Ontology annotation, cellular component: nuclear envelope; endoplasmic reticulum lumen. The record is from RefSeq and is a predicted model, not a curated record. The coding region runs from base 86 to 1252 and encodes 388 amino acids. NCBI's taxonomy places the organism in Eukaryota, Metazoa, Chordata, Actinopteri, Gonorynchiformes, Chanidae.